AUGACAACUCGAGCAACAACUAUCCCUGAUUGGGAAAAGACCAUGAAUCAAAUUAAGACUUAUGAUGCAGAAGAUUGGAAGGAUCUGGAAAAGUUAAACCCUGCUUCUUGGACAAGAUCUGCUUUUAAACUAAGCACGAAAUGUGAUUUGCAAGUCAACAACAUGUGUGAGGAAUUCAACAAUGACUUGUUCAAAAUUGGCAUUUUGAUAUUUUCUACUGUUUCCUGCAAUUCGUGGGUUGGACAUGGCCAGAGAUUUGAUGUGCUUAACUAUGGUGCCAAAGGAAAUGGCCGCUCCGAUGAUACUAAUGCUUUUGUGCAAGCAUGGAAAGCUUUAUGUGGAGCAAGUAAUGGCACUUCGACACUUGUGGUGCCAGCUGGGCAUACAUUUUUUGUGCGCCAAACAAGAUUCCGAGGUCCCUGCCAAUCUCAAAAACUUGAUAUUCAGAUUAUGGGCAACCUACUUGCACCUACGAAAGAUGCAUGGAAAAAAUGUUCAGGACCGUGGCUUUAUUUCCUUGACGUUCGCGGAAUGACAGUUCAUGGAUCAGGAGUAAUCAAUGGUCAGGGACGAGAUUGGUGGGGCAAACCAUAUGGAACUGGAGCAUGCAGCCACAUGCCUACGGCUCUUCUUUUCCAAAGAUGUGAUGGCCUUCAAAUAAGUGGCCUCACUCACAUCAACGGGCCAGGAUCACACAUCUUUGUAGUCCAUAGCCAAGACAUAACCAUCUCAAAUAUUGACAUAUACUCUCCACUGGAAAGUCACAACACCGAUGGAAUUGAUCUUACAAAUUCAGUUCGGGUUAACAUUAGAGACUCUAUCAUAAGAACCGGCGACGACUGCAUUGCUAUGAAAGGUGGCUCAAAAUUCAUCAACAUUAACAAUGUUACAUGUGGACCCGGUCACGGCAUUAGUGUGGGGAGUAUAGGGCAAGGUGGGCAAGAAGAAUUUGUAGAAAAUGUGAACGUCAGUAAUUGCAUAUUCAAUGGAGCUAGUAGUGCAGCUAGAAUCAAGACAUGGCCCGGUGGAAAAGGAUACGCCAAGAAUAUUGCCUUCCAGAAUAUCAGCGUCAAUCAAACAGAUUACCCAAUAUAUCUUUCCCAGCAUUACAUGGGCACCCCAGAAAAGAAGGACGCAGUAAAAGUGAGUGAUGUCACAUUUAGUAAUAUCCAUGGAACAUGUAUUAGUGAGAAUGCAGUUGUGCUGGAUUGUGCCAAGAUCGGGUGUGACAAUAUUGCCCUGAAACAAAUCAACAUUACCUCAAUCGAUCCAAAGAAGCCAGCUUCUGCAAAGUGCAAUGAUGUUCAUGGGAAGGCUACUGACAUUGUUUCUCCUCCUGUCCAUUGUCUGCAUCGCUAAAGAGACAUGUCUACCUUGAUAAGUGUUGAACUUAAUGGGCCGUAAAACUUAUUUUAUUUACUAUUUACCGUUGUAAUGAUGUUUGCUUGUAGCAUGCCUACUUAUGUCUGUAAGUAAUGUUCCUAU
Glycine soja is the source of this 1485-nucleotide messenger RNA. Its product is annotated as probable polygalacturonase At3g15720. Gene Ontology annotation, biological process: carbohydrate metabolic process. Lineage: Eukaryota; Viridiplantae; Streptophyta; Magnoliopsida; Fabales; Fabaceae. The transcript has 10 exons. Gene Ontology annotation, molecular function: polygalacturonase activity. The record is from RefSeq and is a predicted model, not a curated record. Bases 1 to 1359 code for a protein of 452 amino acids.